GGAACUUCUUUUUUUCAGCUAAACUUCACAGAGGAGUUCGUCUACGCCGUUUCUUCCUGACUCCGCUGCUUUUCGCUGAGCAACAUCGGCCGAUCUCAGCGUAUACCUCAAACUACAUGUCAGACGAUGCACUGAGGGUGGUUUGCGAUAAAGACCACCCGCUAUGCAGUGCUGGUGCUCGGCGCGCGGCUUGUAGGUAUCUGUUGGGUAGAGUAUAUUGAACCCAAACAUUAGGAAGCCGAAGAAAAGAGAACUGAGAGCAGAUAGACAGCAGGCCACGGUUCCCCCUCACACACACACACAUCACCACGGCCUUGAUGGUGAUGUAUGCAAGGAAACCAACAAGAGUCAGCGAUGGGUGCAACGACAGAAGGGAUUCCCAAUCCUAUCAGACCCAUAAAUCUCAGCCAAAGAGCCAGUCCAGCAGCCUUCACCGCUAUGACAAGGUGCGCGACGGCUCAUCAGACCCCACACCCCCUUUCAAGAUGCUGCGACGCUCAGACGAAAGUCCUGUCAGCAGACACGGAGACGGCACAGGGCAUGGCAAGGCAAAAACCUCUCAGGCAGUUAGAGGAAAAAAUGGGACCAGCGGCUCUCCUCAGGAGAACUCUCACAACAACAGCUCCCACCAUGGCCCCGACUCGCAUGCGACUCAGAGCAAGCCUGCAGACAGGCAACAGGAGCCAGCAGAUGACUGGACAGAACACAUCAGCUCCUCUGGGAAGAAGUACUACUACAACUGUAGAACUGAGGUCUCCCAGUGGGAGAAGCCCAAGGACCUGUUGGAGAGGGAACAACGACAGAAAGACCCAGUCAAGAUGGCGGCAAAUAGUUUCCCCAGGGACAUGGACUACAGACAAGAGGCCUUGCAGGACAAAGCCUCAACAAAGACCACAUCAGGGGACCAGUCCACAGCAUCCAACUCCGGCCAUUCCUCCUCUUCCUCUUCUUCUCAGAGCCUGAACUCUGCUCCUGGUGCUUUAGGUACCACCCCCUCCGCCGUGUCCUCAUCCUCUUCCUCCUCUUCGGGGCAGGUGCCUCAGUCUGUCCAAUCCCCGUCACCAGCACUGCUGCAGGACCCAGCCCUUCUGCAUCAGCUCCUCCCGGCGCUGCAGGCUGCUCUGCAGAUGAAUAACGGCAGUAUGGACAUGGCUAAACUCAACGAGGUCUUGGCAGCUGCUGUCACCCAAGCUUCCUUGCGGUCUGUGCUUCAUAAGCUCCUCACUGCUGGACCUGCUUUCAACAUCACUGCUCUGCUCUCAGCUGCUCAGCACUCCAAUCAAGCCCAGCACUCCAGUCAGUCCCCCGUUUCCCUGACAUCUGAUGCAUCUUCACCGCGGCCGUACGUCUCACCACGGAACGGAACGCCACAGAGCAACCAGAAAUCACUUCUGGGCGUGCACCCUGGCAGCAUCACAUCUUCACAAACAAGGGGCACCAUGUCUUCAGGUAAACAAGGAUCAGUGCCCCCCUCUCAGACCGCAGAGAAGCGCCCAGAGGACCCCAGAACUCUCCAGCAGAGAAGCCAAGAGAUUCUGUGUACGGGAUCAAACACAUCUGGUGCUGCGUUGGCCCAUGUCCCCUCCGCCAGCACCAGCCAAACCCAGGCCGACACCCCCGGCUCCUUCACCCCCACCCUGGCAUCUCAUUUUGAUGAGAGCCUCAUCAGACAUAUCCAAGGAUGGCCUUCAGAGAACACAGAGAAACAGGCGGCUCGGUUGAGGGAGGACAUCCACAACAUGGGCAACUUGUACAUGUCUGAGAUCUGCACAGAGAUGAAAAACCUCCGCUCCCUGGUCAGAGUCUGCGAAAUUCAAGCCACACUGAGGGAACAGAGAAUCCUGUUUCUGAGGCAGCAGAGCAAAGAGCUGGACAAGCUGAAGAACCAGAACUCCUACAUGGUGUGAGGACCUGGGAUGGAUGGACGGACGGAUGGAUGGAUGGAUGGGUUGAAAUACAGAUUGAAGAAGAGGAAUAGACAUGGACGGCAAGCUGCUACAGCCUGUUUAUUCUCCCUACCAGAGCAACUGAGAACAGCCGUUAGAAGACAAAUAAAAGACGUGGCUGGCGAGGUGAAGCUCCAUUAUCCUGAACAUGUCUUUUCUUCUCUUCUUUUUUUAAAAAUGUCUUUUUUCAGUGUCCACCACAUGAAUUGCUCUUGCUGAAAGGUGAAACUGCCCGUUCACCGAGUCGGACACUUUAACACGUGGACAUAGAGGACCUGAGGCUCUUUUCAAACAGCACCUUCUCGGACUGUGAACCUUGGAUUGUGUGUAUUGUAUUGGGUUAACUUGUUUUCUGGUGUGUUUUGAUGUGUAGUGGUCAGGAAAAGAUUACAAUUCAUUCUUGGGAAAAUUUAACUAAAACAAGCCAUGUCAUUAUAAUUGGUGUGACACAUUUCUGGGGUUCCCCAAUAUUCUGAAAUGGACUUAGUCAUUCAUUGAAAUGUAUGGAUUCAAUGGCAGUGAUGUUACUAAUGUUAUUUUUAAUUCACUAUACUUGUCCGUGGUUUUGCCAUCCCAGUGUGUCUUCGAGCUGGUUCGUUUUACAUGUCAUGAGAUUAGCAAAGACCUUUGGCCAGACCUUUUCUGAAAAUACUUUAAAUGUGCUUCAGUUAUUUUGUCCCACUUAAUGGGAUUCUGCAUCAUGGUUCCAGUGGUACAGAUUCACUGGGGCGUUUUGGCUAGCUAUCAAACACACUCCAGAUUCUUUUCAGAGCCAUUUAUAAAAAAAAGCCUACAUUAUUGGACCUAGGUUGGCUGCAAGUACAUUUGAGGGUUGCAUUCAUUUGCAGCCCUGCUGGCUGUUUUCUUAUCCCUUCCGCUAUUUGUUGUCUUUUGUGCGUGUAAUUAUCAUUUUACUUCUCUCCCCAGUCAGAUUGGGGAAAUAUUUCAUUCCUGUUGUGCAGCUUAGCAAGAGAUUUUCUAAAAGAAUGGAAAGGCGACUGAAUCUAUUGUCAUGUAAAGCUAAAUUAUUGUUGCACAUGAUUGAACACUUCCUUGUAGUCCUAAUGGAAAGAAGUUUUAUUUUUACAAAAUGGAAAACUCGUGUUUUGUUAAUCAUAUAUAUAUAUUAUUUUUUUUCAGUCGUCAUGGCUGCAGCCCGUUUAUCAACUGACUCGAGCCAGUUAUGGCUGCUUUUUUUAAAAGGGUUAAUUCAUGAUGAGAGGGUAAGCUUUUUAUUUGAGCAACACAUUUAAUUGCAGUCACACAUUUCCACGCCCAUGAAGCAACUUCCUUUUGUCUCUGGCCGGUUCUUUUCCUUGUCCCUAUAGUUUCCACCAGAUCUGAUGUGCACACUCUUUGGGGUGGAGGGUUGGGGGCUUUGUAUUCCAUAAAAUAUGAGAAUAAAAUAUUAUACCACA
Cyclopterus lumpus (lumpfish) is the source of this 3364-nucleotide messenger RNA. Its product is annotated as WW domain-containing adapter protein with coiled-coil-like. Bases 318 to 1907 code for a protein of 529 amino acids. Gene Ontology annotation, cellular component: nucleus. The transcript is spliced from 13 exons. Gene Ontology annotation, biological process: regulation of autophagy; positive regulation of TORC1 signaling. Lineage: Eukaryota; Metazoa; Chordata; Actinopteri; Perciformes; Cyclopteridae. The record is from RefSeq and is a predicted model, not a curated record. Gene Ontology annotation, molecular function: chromatin binding; RNA polymerase II complex binding.